This is a messenger RNA of Arabidopsis lyrata subsp. lyrata, 1212 nucleotides long. Its product is annotated as cysteine-rich receptor-like protein kinase 3. The coding region runs from base 417 to 1196 and encodes 259 amino acids. The transcript has a single exon. The record is from RefSeq and is a predicted model, not a curated record. Lineage: Eukaryota; Viridiplantae; Streptophyta; Magnoliopsida; Brassicales; Brassicaceae. Gene Ontology annotation, cellular component: plasmodesma.
UUUGGUUGCUUAGAAAAAAACUAUGCGUGGCAAAACAGAACAUUUUCGAAAGAGAAAACAGUGACAAAAGCAAUGACGUCACGAUGCCCCGUGAUAAUAACUCCCACACGGCAUCGUUUUCGCAUUCACUGCCCCCAAAUGUGAUCGUUAUCUUCCGUUGACUCAUACGAGACAAAAGUCUCUCUUUGACUUCUCAUACAAUUGGAAAAUUUCCGAGUUUUCUUCUUAUGAGUUUUUGACCCAACAACCAAAAUCGAAGAAAUUCAAUUUCAACUUCCCAAUCGUGUCUCCUUCCUUGUUUCUCUUACUCUAUCACCAAAUCCAUUUCAAAGAGAGAAAAAAAAAAAAAACAGAGCAAAAGAUCAAAAACCUUACACAAAUGCUGUCUUGUUCUAAAGCUUAAACACUGAAACCAGAUGCCGAUUCUAACUCUUCUUCUUCUUAUUCUUCCUCUGGGUUUUUUUAUAAACCCUUCUGUUUCAGACUCGAGAGGAGCGACGGUGGCUCAGAUAUGCAGCAACAGAACAACACCGCCGCAACAGAGAAGUCUCUUCGUCAAAACUUUCCUUGCCGCUAUGGACGCCGUAUCUCCACUUGUGGAAGCUAAAGGUUAUGGCCAAGUGGUCAACAACGCAAACGGAAAUCUAACCGUCUACGCUUAUGGAGAGUGUAUAAAAGAUCUUAAUAAGAAAGACUGUGACUUGUGUUUCGCUCAGAUCAAAGCUAAAGUCCCUAUUUGCUUACCUUUCCAAAGAGGUACUCGUGGUGGUCAAGUCUUCUCAGAUGGUUGCUACAUCAGGUACGAUGAUUACAAUUUCUUUAACGAGACCUUAGGCUUGCAAGAUCGGACAGUUUGUGCUCCAAAGGAGAUAACCGGAGUAAACCGGACGGUAUUCCGGGAUAACGCUGCGGAGUUGGUGAAGAACAUGAGUGUGGAGGCGGUGAGAAAUGGUGGAUUCUAUGCUGGUUUUGUGGAUAGACAUAAUGUGACGGUUCACGGUCUGGCUCAGUGUUGGGAGACUCUUAAUCGUAGUGGUUGUGUUGAGUGUUUGAGUAAAGCUUCAGUGAGUAUUGGUUCUUGUUUGGUUAAUGAAGAAGGUCGAGUUCUUAGUGCUGGUUGUUAUAUGAGAUUUUCUACUCAAAAGUUUUAUAACAAUUCUGGAAAUUCCACAUCAGAUGGUAAUGGUGGUAAGUAGAAUAAGCUUGAAAUGU